Messenger RNA from Penicillium diatomitis, 1191 nucleotides. RefSeq names its product cystathionine gamma-synthase. Gene Ontology annotation, biological process: transsulfuration. The transcript is spliced from 2 exons. NCBI's taxonomy places the organism in Eukaryota, Fungi, Ascomycota, Eurotiomycetes, Eurotiales, Aspergillaceae. Gene Ontology annotation, cellular component: cytoplasm. Gene Ontology annotation, molecular function: carbon-sulfur lyase activity; pyridoxal phosphate binding. The coding region runs from base 1 to 1191 and encodes 396 amino acids. The record is from RefSeq and is a predicted model, not a curated record.
AUGGCGCAGAGUACUGGUACCUCCACCCGAUCAUUGCACGCAGAUGACGUGCUAAACGUCGUCACUGAUGUGGCUCCUCCAAUGCAUCUGUCUACGACUUUCCGUUACACGGCGAAUCCGUCGGCACUCGUCCCGUGGGCUAACCUUGACCAUUCGAGCGGGGAUCCCACAACUCACACCUACUCACGAGUCUCCGCGCCGAGUUCAAGUCGAUUCGAAACGAUUCUUUCAUCCCUUCUGAACGGCAAAGCGGUCGCCUAUUCCUCAGGGCUCUCUGCGCUCCAUGCGGCGCUCACUCUCCUCAACCCUCGCCGCAUCUCCGUUGGAGAAGGCUAUCACGGCUGCCACGGAGUCAUUGCCCUCUUCAGCCGCAUGACGGGGCUUCAAAAGCUGCCGCUAGACUGUGCACCCAACGAUCUGCAAACCGGCGAUGUCAUCCUCCUCGAGACACCGGUCAACCCCACUGGAAUCGCCUUUGAUAUCUCGGCAUUUGCGGAAAAGGCCCAUUCCCAAGGGGCCUAUCUCAUUGUCGACAGCACAUUCGCCCCUCCCGGCCUCCAAGACCCGUUCCCCCUAGGCGCAGAUCUCGUCAUGCAUUCGGGCACCAAGUACUUUGGCGGACACAGUGACCUUCUCUGUGGCGUGUUGGCCACCCAGCGUGAAGACUGGGCCCAACAACUCCUGACGGACCGGAUCUUCAUCGGCUCCGUCAUGGGCAACAUGGAGUCCUGGCUAGGCGUGCGGAGUCUCCGCACACUGGAAAUCCGUGUCCAGCGCCAGAGCGAAAGCACAUCCCGUCUCGUCUCAUGGCUACACUCCGCCCUGCAUGCGUCGAAUCCCGCGCGUGGCUCGGAUGAAGUCGCCAUCCAGACCGUCCUGAAGGACGUCCUUCAUGCCUCGGUGCAACCAGAAGUCCAGGGUGACUGGUUGAAGAAGCAGAUGCCGAAUGGAUUCGGACCGGUGUUUUCCAUCGUGAUGAAGGAGGAAAAGAUGGCCAGGGAGUUGCCGAGUCGAUUGCAUUUCUUCCAGCAUGCGACUAGUCUAGGAGGGGUCGAGUCGCUGAUUGAGUGGAGGACGAUGUCAGAUGCGAGUGUUGAUCGGCGAUUGUUGAGGAUUAGUGUUGGGUUGGAGAAUUGGGAGGAUUUGAAGACGGAUCUGGGCAGGGCUUUUAGAGAGCUGGCUGAUUUGUAG